Penicillium robsamsonii is the source of this 543-nucleotide messenger RNA. Its product is annotated as putative mitochondrial export translocase Oxa2. The record is from RefSeq and is a predicted model, not a curated record. Gene Ontology annotation, biological process: protein insertion into mitochondrial inner membrane from matrix; mitochondrial respiratory chain complex IV assembly. Gene Ontology annotation, cellular component: mitochondrial inner membrane. Gene Ontology annotation, molecular function: membrane insertase activity. Lineage: Eukaryota; Fungi; Ascomycota; Eurotiomycetes; Eurotiales; Aspergillaceae. The transcript has a single exon. The coding region runs from base 1 to 543 and encodes 180 amino acids.
AUGGAGAGUCUGCGCGGGAUGAGUGGCAUGAAUAGCGGCAUCAUUGCCUGGCUGUCGUCGUUCAUCGAGUCGCAAGACCCUGCCUCCGCAGCCCAAUCUCUGCAUUUAACCAUGGAGCCCACUCUUGCGAAUGAGGGCGCCCUCUGGUUUCCUGAUUUGCUGGCUGGUGACUCGACAGGAGUUCUGCCACUUUUUCUGACUGCGUCGAUUCUGGGGAAUGUUCUGAUUGGGUGGAAAGUCCUGCCCUGGAACACAAUCCAGCAGCUUCCAAAGACCGAGAUGUAUAAGCAGGUCACUUUCACCGGGUUACGGACCUUUGUUGUGGUUUUGACAUGCUACAUUGGCUUUGCGAGCUGGACUCAAGAGAUGCCAGCUGCGCUUAUGCUCUACUGGAUCACCAGUACCAACGUUGCUACGCUGCAGACUUGGAUACUGGACAAUAAGGUGUUUUCACCAGUGACAAUGCAACGCUUCAUUGAAAAAUCUAUCGCUUUUAAGAAGCCGGGUGAUAAGGACCCUUUCCAGUUGAAAAACUUGCGCUGA